Messenger RNA from Oncorhynchus mykiss (rainbow trout), 3246 nucleotides. Its product is annotated as nicotinamide phosphoribosyltransferase. Lineage: Eukaryota; Metazoa; Chordata; Actinopteri; Salmoniformes; Salmonidae. Gene Ontology annotation, biological process: NAD+ biosynthetic process. Gene Ontology annotation, molecular function: nicotinamide phosphoribosyltransferase activity. The record is from RefSeq and is a predicted model, not a curated record.
CCGUCUCUUUACGGUCUCUUCCCCAGCGACUGAGCUAGGUUGAGUCCCCGGCACGGAGUAAUAAUACUGACACCCGCGACUGACUGAAACCAAGGGGAAGAUGGAGCACAGAGACCCUCAUUUCAACAUAUUGUUAGCUACCGAUUCUUAUAAGGUGACACACUACAAGCAGUACCCUCCCAACACCAGUAAAGUGUACUCCUACUUCGAGUGCCGCGAGAAGAGAGCUGACCCGACCAAGAACAGAAAAGUCAAGUAUGAGACGACGGUCUUCUACGGCCUGCAGUACAUCACCAACAAAUACUUAAAAGGGAAAGUGGUGACUCCAGAGAAGAUCCAGGAAGCGAAGGAGGUGUACAGGGAACACUUCCAGGAUGACGUCUUCAACGAGAAGGGCUGGAACUACAUACUGGAGAAGUAUGACGGCCACCUACCCAUAGAGAUCAAGGCGGUGCCGGAGGGAAGUGUGAUCCCACGGGGUAACGUCCUCUUCACCGUGGAGAGCACCGACCCAGAAUGCUACUGGCUCACCAACUGGGUGGAGACCAUCCUUGUCCAGGUCUGGUACCCUAUCACCGUGGCGACCAACUCCAGGGAGCAGAAGAAGAUUCUGGCCAAGUACCUGCUGGAGACCUCUGGCAACCUGGACAAGCUGGAGUACAAGCUGCACGACUUCGGCUACAGGGGAGUUUCCUCACAAGAGACGGCAGGUAUCGGAGCCUCUGCCCACCUGGUGAACUUUAAGGGCACAGACACAGUGGCUGGCAUCGGCGUGAUUAAGAAGUACUACGGCACCAAAGACCCUGUGCCUGGCUUCUCUGUGCCCGCCGCGGAGCACAGCACCAUCACGGCGUGGGGGAAGGACCACGAGCGAGAUGCCUUUGAGCACAUCGUGAGGCAGUUCCCCAACGUGCCCGUGUCUAUCGUCAGUGACAGCUAUGACAUCUACAACGCCUGUGAGAAGAUCUGGGGAGAAGACCUGAGGAGCCUCAUUGAGUCGCGCAGCGCUGACGCCCCACUGGUGGUCCGUCCCGACUCAGGGAACCCCCUGGAUACCGUGCUGAAGGUGCUGGAGAUCCUGGGGAAGAAGUUUAUCCCUACGGAGAACUCCAAAGGCUACAAAGUUCUGCCGCCCUAUAUCAGAGUUAUACAGGGGGACGGAGUGGACAUCAACACCCUGCAAGAGAUCGUGGAGGGGAUGAAGCAGCAUCGGUGGAGCAUUGAGAACAUUGCCUUUGGCUCUGGAGGGGCUCUGCUGCAGAAACUGACCAGGGAUCUGCUCAACUGCUCCUUUAAAUGCAGCUACGUGGUCACCAACGGCCUGGGGGUGAAUGUGUUCAAGGACCCGGUGGCGGACCCUAACAAAAGGUCAAAGAAAGGUCGUCUGUCUCUGCACCGGACAGCGAGCGGGGACUUUGUCACUCUGGAGGAGGGCAAGGGAGACCUGGAGGAGUACGGCGUGGACCUGUUACACACAGUGUUUCAGAAUGGGAAAAUUGUCAAGACGUACACGUUCGAUGACGUCAGAGACCAUGCCAAGAUAACGGACAGUGACCUCAAGGACCUCCUCCACUGAGUCGGCUACUGACCCCUGAACCCCUGACCUCCAUCACCCCACCGGAGGCGGCACACUGCUAAUGACGCCCCCCUUCCCUCAAACCCCACCCUCCCAGAAGCACUGUCCUCCACUGGAGAGGAGACACACACACACACACACACACACACACACACACACACAAACCUACACCUGAGUGAAGGCCAAGGGAUAGAGAAAGUAGGGAGGGAGGGAGGGAGAGCAAGUGGAGUGAGUGAAACAAGUAAUUGAUAAAGAUUAAGGGAGUUGAGUGAGAUAAAUGAGAGCAAAAGAGAGAUGGAGAUAGAAGGAACACAUUCACACUGACUAUACCCUGUGUUGUGUGUACAGAGCUGUUUAAAGUCAUUCAUAAUCUACUUAGUUAGUGUUGUCUUUUAGUGAUGGAUGGAAGGUUAUCGUGGUAUAUAAAUCAUUUAAACUGCGGUUACGUUACAGUGUUUAUAUGACCAAGUGUCGCUAUACAUUGAUCACAGGAAAGGAGAUAUUGUUUCUACUGUGUUCAUGAAAGUUCCCGAACUUUGUGUGGUUCUAGAACUGAGAGGUAUAUGUUUAAUGUUCCUGAGUGGAUGUUUGUGUGUGUGUGUGUGUGUACUGACAGUUUCUUCCUUUUUAAAGGAACGUUGUAUUCCUUUAUGCAAAUGAAUUUGCUGAUCACGGGAACACAUACUCUACCUUUUUAAGUUGUUGGCCUUUUUUUAUUUAUUUUUUUAUUUUAAAAUACGUUUUCCCCUGGGUCUUUAGAAGACACUACCCACACAUGAGCAAGUCGCCAUAUAGAAGCCAGCUAAUCAUGUUGCUAAAACACUGUCUACAGAACUGCACGACACACUCUGUAUGAAAUGGCACCCUAUUCCCUUUACCAGUAAAAAGUAUUGCACUGAAUAGGGUGUCAUUUUGGACUCACACACAGAGUCAAAUCUCUCUAUUUGUGGCACCUUUUUAUUUGUGUAAAAGUGCAAAUAUUUGUUACACAUACAUUUUUCUUUGCUUUGGAGAACAGUAAAGGCAUUUGUCGCUGAUAUUGAAUUAUGGGGAAAAUUCCCGUAGAGCUUGAUUUUGAUACCAUUGUGGUUGGUUCUUACCUCCAGAAAUCAUUUAUUUUUUAUGACAAAGGUAAAUAUUGCCAGAUUAUUUGCAGUAAAUCUUCAUAUUUACAAGGAUGUGGCCAAACUGUCUUCUCACGUGUAUAUAACAACUGCAUUAUACUGCGAGAGGGCAGGGUAGGGAGAAAUAGGGAUAUAAUUGUAAUUUUUUUGUCUAAUUCCCAUUUUCUACCAAUACAGAAUCCUCCACACUGCUUGUUUGUUGUAUGACAGGUGUUAUGUCAGCUUUUAGCAAAUGUUUGUUUGUGUGUAGAAUAGUGUUACAUUCUGGUAACUUUCCCAGAAACCCCGAUUGAAAAAUUCCGGGAAUCAGGAAGGAAUACGCUCGGAAUCCAGAAUCCUCCAACCAAGAUUUCAUGAUGACCGGAAUUUUACAAUCCUGGUGUAGUCUUGUGUGAAUGCUGUUUAGAAAAUAAUACUUGUGAAUUCUAUUUUUGUUUUGUUAUAUGUUGGUUGUCCCAAAUUGUUUCCCAAAACUGAACAUAUCUGAUAUUUUAAACUAAUAUCUGUUGCAAUGUCUACAUAUUAAAAACACCAUCCUGUCAAUUU